This is a messenger RNA of Cuscuta epithymum, 581 nucleotides long. The record is from the annotation of a GenBank genome assembly. Lineage: Eukaryota; Viridiplantae; Streptophyta; Magnoliopsida; Solanales; Convolvulaceae.
CUGAUUUGGAACUCGCUGUCGGGAGAAGCAAUUUUGAUGCAUGGAAUGUACCAAGCAAUGACUAUGAUAAUAGAUCAAUGGUAAUGGAUCUUGGUUUUACGGCUAUGAAUGAGCUGUUGAAGCUGGCUGAGAUUGGUGAGCCUUUAUGGCAUCGAAGCGUAGAUGGGAAUGGAGAGGCAUUAAAUAUUGAGGAGUAUGAUAGGACAUUUCGUUGCUGUAUUGGAAUGAGACCUCCUAACUUCAUCACUGAGGCAAGUAGAACUACUGGCACUGUAUUGCUCAAUAGUAUGGCCAUUGUGGAAACCUUAAUGGAUGCUAAUCGAUGGGCAGAAAUGUUCACUGGCAUUGUUGGAAGAGCCUCAGUCAUUGAUGUGAUAUCCAGCAACCCUAGUGGAAGCAGAGAUGGUUCCUUGCAGUUGAUGCAUGCUGAACUUCAAAUUCUGUCUCCAUUGGCACCCCUUCAUAAUGUAAAAUUUCUCCGGUUCUGCAAACAUCAUGCCGAAGGUGUGUGGGCCAUUGUUGAUGUUUCUGUGGAUGGUUCACAACCACAUGAAUUUCAAAGCUGCAGAAUGCUUCCUUCA